This is a messenger RNA of Prorocentrum cordatum, 1281 nucleotides long. The record is from the annotation of a GenBank genome assembly. NCBI's taxonomy places the organism in Eukaryota, Dinophyceae, Prorocentrales, Prorocentraceae.
GCGCCAGGGGCGACGCAGGACAUGGUCUUCCAGUGGGUGGACUGCCCCGCCUUCGGCCGCCAGGGCCAGCCGCAGCAGCACUACCUGGCGGCGCCCGCCCUCUCGUGCCUGGCCGGCACGGGCGGAGCGGGCGGAGGGGGCGCCGAGGGCGGGAGGGCCGUCCCCGGAAGGGGCUCGUCACGGAAACGGGUCGGCCGUGGCAGCUCCGCGGUCGAAGACCGGCUGGCGGCCCCGCUGCUCGCCGCGGCGGCCGGGGCCUGCCUGGCCACCGCCUUCGCGGCGCCCGCGGGCGCCCCACCCCGCCGCGGGCUGGGCGGCGACGGGCCUCUCUGCAAGCCACUGGGAGCCUCCAUGGGCAAGCGGCAUGCCUCAGACCUGGGCCUCGUAACCGAGCGGAUCGCGACGUUGCUCUUCGGACGCUUCCCGAUUCUGCAAGACCGGAGGCAGGAGGGCGCGGCGCCGCUGCACCGCGGGAGAGCGUGUUCCUCGCAGGGCGGCGGGGGGCGCGCUGCGCUGCUGGCGGUGCUGUCAAAGGACCGGGCUGGACGAAAGGACGGGCUGGAGAGCAUCGCGGAGCACACGUACCACCCGGGCAGCUACACGCCGCUGGACAACCUGCUGAAUCCCAGGUGGAUGUGGCUGACCGAGCGCUUGCCCACCUGGCUGGCGCCGAAUCUGGUGACCGUCGUCGGCUUUGCGCCGCUGGUGGCCUCCUACCUGCUGCUGUGGCGCUACUCCCCAGACUUCGCGACGACGGUCCCCAGGUGGCUGUGCCUCUUUGUCGCCUUCUCCACGUUCUUCUAUCAGAGCACGGACGCGAUGGACGGCAAGCAGGCCCGCCGGACCGGCUCGGCGACUCCGUUGGGGCAGCUCUUCGACCACGGUUUCGAUUGCCUGGCCUGCAUCUCCGUACACUCCGCCGCGGGGAUGGUGUUGCUCUUCGGGGGCAGCUACCUGAACGUAGGCUGCAUCGCGGCGCUGAUGACGGGCUUCUUCCUGGCUCAGUGGCAGGAGCGCAGGGGUGGCUCCAAGGCACGGGACCAGGGGCAGUCCAGGGGGGAGACUCGGGGCAGUCCAGGGGCGGGAGUCGUCGAGGAGGAGGCGGGAGAGAAUAGCCCCAGUGGCCCAUUCAUCGCCCAGAAUCAGAGCCCCGAAUCAUCAGGGGUAACUCGGGUCAGGGCUAACUCGGGUUCGCUUUUCGGGAUUCCGAACCCGAGUUACCCCGGGCCCGAGUUACCCCGGAUAAUUCGGGCGUCCAGAGCCCUAAAUCAUCAGGGGUAA